Molecule: messenger RNA, 501 nt
Organism: Brenthis ino (lesser marbled fritillary)
Lineage: Eukaryota; Metazoa; Arthropoda; Insecta; Lepidoptera; Nymphalidae
Source: the annotation of a GenBank genome assembly
AUGAAUCUAAACAGCUAUUUAUCACCUCGUAUGAUGGUGGGAGCGGCUAUUGUCGGUCUUGUUGGUGCAGCUGGGGUUAUCAUAUAUGAACAAGUGUACGCUGAAAAGCGAAGAGCUAUGUUAGUAAGUGAAGUGGCAAGACUGGACCAACAGUUGGCAUCUAUGAGGACAGAGGUAGAAGCUUUGAGAGAAUUGCAGAAAGAGACGUAUGAAAAACAACAAAGUUCAUCGUUGCGUACGCGGAAUUUACGACGAGUUCGACAAAAACCUCGAGCCAAGCGCGAGGCGAUUGCCUCUGGCGGUGAUGCUACAGAUUCAGAAUAUUUCACUGAUUGCCAGUCUUUAAUUGGCACAGACAUUGAGAUGGACAGCGAAGAGUUUUACGACGUGCCGUCAGAUGAAGAAGAUACCCUUCGAGAACCACUUCAGAACGGUCAUGUUGCUGUUGAUAGUGAAAAUAAUACAAAAUCUGAUGAAACAAAAUCGUCAAAUGCUAGCACG